This is a messenger RNA of Brassica napus (rape), 1833 nucleotides long. RefSeq lists its product as uncharacterized. The record is from RefSeq and is a predicted model, not a curated record. NCBI's taxonomy places the organism in Eukaryota, Viridiplantae, Streptophyta, Magnoliopsida, Brassicales, Brassicaceae. Gene Ontology annotation, molecular function: zinc ion binding; nucleic acid binding. The coding region runs from base 1 to 1833 and encodes 610 amino acids. The transcript is spliced from 4 exons.
AUGACCAGAGACAUAGAAGAGGAGCUGAGUGAGACUGAUGAGGAUGAGCCAAGUGAUGAGACUGCCGUAGAAGAGAGGUGUGAAGCUGAGGAUACUGAAGAGAACCAUAACCAGAGUGAGAUACCAUCUGAGCCAACCAGUGUGUGGAGUGGACCAAUUACUAGAUCAAGGCUGAGAGCACAAGAGGACAGGCUCCAGGAGAUAGCCCAAAUCGUGGGGCAAGAGAGGGACGCGGUUGCUGCUGGAGCUCAGAGAGCACGCCUUGGACCUAUAAGAGGGCCACGAGUUGAGAUUGGGGGUCGUGGGAUUUUUGGAGAACAUUAUCAAGAAGAUUCAGCUGAUGACAGUCAUGAUGGAUCUCAGGCUAGUCAGCAUGGUAGAAACUACAACCGCAGGCGACCAGCUACUGCUAACCUAGGCAAUCUCAAGCUUAGAAUCCCUCCAUUCCAUGGGAAGAAUGACCCUGAUGCUUACUUAGAGUGGGAGAAGAAGAUUGAACUGGUUUUCAAUUGCCAGCAGUUCACUGAGGAGAGAAAAGUGAGACUAGCAGCUACUGAAUUCUGUGGAUAUGCUAUUAGCUGGUGGGAUCAGAUUGCUACUACCAGGAGACGCAAUGGAGACCCUCAAGUAGCUUCCUGGUUUGAGAUGAAAACUGUGAUGAAGAAGAGAUUUGUUCCUAAUCACUAUGGAAGAGAUCUACACCAGAAGUUGAGAAGGCUUUCUCAAGGAUCUAAGAGUGUAGAGGACUAUCACCAGGAGAUGGAAACACUCAUGUUAAAAGCUGACUUAGAAGAAGAUGUAGAAGCUACUAUGGCUAGAUUCCAAGGAGGUCUUAACAGAGAUAUUCAAGACAGGUUGGAGCUACAAGAGUAUGAGGACAUGGAUGAACUGCUACAUAAGGCUAUUUUGAUUGAGCAGCAGAAAAAGAGGAAGAGCUCUACCCGGUCUUCAUACACUCCUGCUUCAAAACCGGCCUACUCCAAGGAAGAUAAGCCAGGGGAUAAGUCCAAAGAAGGUUCUUCUUCAGUAGAGACCAAGAGAGAUGACAAGGGUAAAGGACUAUCCACAUCUACUAAGACCAGGAACAUUAAGUGUUUCAAGUGUCAUGGCUUUGGUCACUAUGCUAAUGAGUGCACCAACAAGAAGGUGAUGACUAUCUUAGCCAACGGGGAGGUGAUAUCUGAAGAGGAGGACGCCGGCCAAGAGUCAGAUGAGGAAGGCGUGGAGUACCCUGUCCGUGGAGAGCUACUAGUCACCAGAAGACUUCUCAAUGCUCAACCUAAAGCCAAAGAAGAUGACCAAAGGGAAAACUUGUUCCACACCAGAUGCUUGGUUCAAGAAAAGGUUUGUAGCUUGAUCAUUGAUGGAGGAAGCUGUACUAAUGUAGCCAGUGCUGAGUUGGUGGAGAAGUUGGGUCUUCAAGUGUUCAAGCAUCCUAAACCAUAUCUCUUGCAAUGGAUCAAUGAUGAGGGUGGAUUAAAGAUCACCAAGCAAGUGAAGGUCUUGCUAUCAGUGGGAAAGUACCAGGAUGAGAUCACUUGUGAUGUAGCACCCCUUGAAGGAGAAACAAGUUACCCUGGCGCCAAUGACCCCUCAGGAGGUACACCAGGAUCAGAUGCAUCUCAAAAUGAAGAGAGGAGAGUCCAAGGCCGCCAGCAAGUCCUUGCUUUUGAAGAGACCAGCCAGGAGUAUAGAGAUGUGUUCCCAGAGGACAAUCCAAUAGGUCUGCCGCCUUUUAGGGGAAUAGAGCACCAUAUUGAUUUUGUACCAGGAGCUACUUUACCAAACCGUCCAGCAUACAGGACCAACCCUGUGGAGACCAAGGAGCUUUAG